Messenger RNA from Dipodomys spectabilis (banner-tailed kangaroo rat), 2616 nucleotides. It is a transcript of the gene Eif2b5, whose product is annotated as eukaryotic translation initiation factor 2B subunit epsilon. The transcript is spliced from 16 exons. The coding region runs from base 70 to 2250 and encodes 726 amino acids. The record is from RefSeq and is a predicted model, not a curated record. Lineage: Eukaryota; Metazoa; Chordata; Mammalia; Rodentia; Heteromyidae. Gene Ontology annotation, molecular function: guanyl-nucleotide exchange factor activity; translation initiation factor binding; translation initiation factor activity. Gene Ontology annotation, cellular component: eukaryotic translation initiation factor 2B complex.
GGGUCUUUUUUUGUCCCUUACUGCGUGCGGUACCAGCUUCCCUGCGGAAGUAGUCGUGUGUGAGGGAAGAUGGCUGCCGCUGUGGUGGCGGCACCUGGUGCGAUGACCGGUCGAACCAACAAGCGUGGUGGCGGCGGGCCGGGAGGUGGCGGCGGCGGCGGCGGCGGCGGCGGCGGCGGCGCCAGAGGGACGGAGGAGGAACCGCCGCCGCCCCUUCAAGCCGUUCUGGUGGCGGACAGCUUCAACCGCCGCUUCUUCCCGGUCUCCAAGGACCAGCCUCGGGCCCUCUUGCCCCUGGCCAAUGUGGCAUUAAUUGACUACACUCUGGAAUUCCUGACUGCCACAGGUGUACAGGAAACCUUUGUCUUUUGCUGCUGGAAGGCUGCUCAGAUCAAAGAACAUUUACUAAAAUCCAAGUGGUGCCGUCCUACAUCCCUCAAUGUGGUUCGGAUAAUUACAUCAGAGCUGUAUCGAUCACUUGGAGAUGUCCUCCGUGAUGUAGAUGCGAAGGCCUUGGUCCGCUCUGACUUUCUUCUAGUCUAUGGGGAUGUCAUCUCAAACAUCAAUAUUACCAGAGCCCUGGAGGAACACAGGUUGAGACGGAAGUUAGAAAAAAAUGUAUCUGUGAUGACAAUGAUCUUCAAGGAGUCAUCUCCAAGCCACCCAACUCGUUGCCAUGAGGACAAUGUGGUGGUGGCUGUGGACAGUGGCACAAAUCGGGUUUUACACUUCCAGAAGACCCAGGGCCUCCAGCGCUAUUCAUUUCCUCUGAGCCUGUUCCAGGGCAGUGGAGAUGGAGUGGAGAUUCGAUAUGAUUUACUAGAUUGUCAUAUCAGCAUCUGCUCUCCUCAGGUGGCUCAACUCUUCACAGACAAUUUUGACUACCAAACUCGAGAUGACUUUGUGCGAGGCCUAUUAGUAAAUGAGGAGAUCCUAGGGAACCAGAUUCACAUGCAUGUAACAAGUAGGGAAUAUGGUGCCCGGGUUUCCAACCUCCACAUGUACUCUGCUGUUUCUGCUGAUGUCAUCCGCCGAUGGGUCUACCCUCUCACUCCAGAAGCGAACUUUACUGACAGCCCUACACAGAACUGCACUCAUUCCCGACACAACAUUUACCGUGGGCCUGAGGUCAGCCUGGGCCAUGGCAGCAUUCUGGAGGAAAAUGUGCUCCUGGGCUCUGGUACUGUCAUUGGCAGCAAUUGCUCCAUCACCAACAGUAUCAUUGGACCUAGCUGCCACAUUGGUGAUAAUGUGGUCCUGGACCAGGCCUACCUGUGGCAAGGUGUUCGAGUAGCUACUGGAGCACAGAUCUACCAGUCUCUUCUCUGUGACAAUGCUGAGGUCAAGGAACGAGUUAUACUGAAGCCACGCUGUGUCCUAACUUCCCAGGUGGUAGUAGGACCUGGUAUCACACUGCCUGAGGGAUCGGUCAUCUCUUUGCACCCUCCAGAUGCAGAUGAAGAUGAGGAUGAUGGCCAGUUCAGUGAUGAUUCUGGGGCCAACCAAGAAAAGGAAAAAGUGAAGCUGAAAGGUUACAAUCCAGCAGAAGUAGGUGCCGCAGGCCAAGGCUACCUCUGGAAAGCUGCAGACGUAAACGCAGAGGAAGAAGAAGAACUACGGCAUAGUCUAUGGGGACUCACAAUCAACUUGGAAGAAGAGAGUGAAACUGAAAGUGAGCGAAGUAUGGAUUCUGAGGAGCUAGACAGCAGGGCUGGCUCCCCUCAGUUGGAUGACAUCAAAGUGUUUCAGAAUGAAGUUCUGGGAACAUUACAGCGAGGCCAGGAGGAGAACAUUUCUUGUGACAAUCUAGUCUUGGAGAUCAACUCUCUCAAGUAUGCUUACAACAUAAGCCUAAAGGAGGUAAUGCAGGUACUGAGCCAUGUGGUCCUGGAGUUCCCCUUGCAACAAAUGGAUUCCCUACUUGACCCAAACCGCUACUGUGCCCUGUUGCUUCCUUUGCUCAAGACCUGGAGCCCUGUUUUUAAGAACUAUAUAAAGCGUGCUGCUGACCAUUUAGAAGCAUUAGCAGCCAUUGAGGACUUCUUUCUGGAGCAUGAAGCAUUUGCUACUACCAUGGCCAAGGUCCUGAUGGUUUUCUACCAGCUGGAGAUUCUGGCUGAGGAAACAAUCUUGAGCUGGUUCAGCAAAAGGGAUAUAACUGACAAAGGUCGACAGUUGCGCAAGAAUCAGCAGCUGCAGAGGUUCAUCCAGUGGCUAAAAGAGGCAGAAGAGGAGUCAUCUGAUGACUGAAGUCGCAAAGCCUACUUCUGUGGUGUGCUUGGUUGCCCUCCCGACUCCUGGAACAGGACAAGUGAGGAGCUAGCUACAGAAAGAUCAGUGAUGACCACCGAGGCUGAGUUAAAGGAACAGAGGCUGGACUGUAGUGUUCUUCCCACCACCAGCAACCAUGUGCCUCCCAUCCUGCAGGGGGAGUUGGGAUGAGGGAAGUUUGGGCUGGAACAAAGCUCUGACUCAGGGAGAAGCUAGAUAGCCCCUACAGGUGGAAGAAGGCCAGAAGAACAGCUUUCUGAUUGGCUUUCCCUCAGGAAACACCAGAAUGCAUCUGGCCCUCUUUGCUGCUUGUAUUUGUUAAUAUUAAAGAGAGAGAGGAUAGAG